This is a messenger RNA of Budorcas taxicolor (takin), 2672 nucleotides long. It is a transcript of the gene NPRL3, whose product is annotated as NPR3 like, GATOR1 complex subunit. NCBI's taxonomy places the organism in Eukaryota, Metazoa, Chordata, Mammalia, Artiodactyla, Bovidae. Gene Ontology annotation, cellular component: GATOR1 complex. The transcript is spliced from 14 exons. The coding region runs from base 291 to 2144 and encodes 617 amino acids. The record is from RefSeq and is a predicted model, not a curated record. Gene Ontology annotation, biological process: negative regulation of TORC1 signaling; cellular response to amino acid starvation; TORC1 signaling.
UGCGGGACUGGCCCGUGGGCUCGGUGGGUCUGGCUCCGCUCGAUCCCCCCGCCUCCAGUUGGUCCUCCCCAGGGCGCUGGGUCCCGGGUCCUCAGCUCCCCCCCGGGCCGCUCCUCCUCAGAGCCCCAUCCGCCCCUCGCCCCCGACCCGACUGCCUCAGAGCUGCCUCCGCCCGGUCCACGGCCCGUCCUCUGGGCGCUGGGUCCCCGGUCUCGGCCCCUCCCCCGCCCGACAUCCUCGGGGGCCCCCACCCAGGCCCCGGGCCGACCCCUCCCCGGGCUCCCGGCAGGAUGGGGGACAACACCAGCCCCAUCAGCGUGAUUCUGGUGAGCUCGGGGAGCCGGGGCAAUAAGCUGCUCUUCAGGUACCCUUUCCAGAGGAGCCAGGAGCAUUCGGCGUCCCAGACGAGUAAGCCUCGUAGCAGAUACGCUGUCAACAGCGCCGGAGAGCAUGCUGAAGACCAGGAUGGGGACCCCAGGUUUUCAGAUGUCAUUCUGGCAACAAUUUUGGCAACCAAGUCUGAAAUGUGUGGCCAGAAGUUUGAACUGAAGAUCGACAACGUGCGGUUUGUUGGGCACCCGACGCUGCUGCAGCACACGCUGGGCCAGGUCUCCAAAACUGACCCGUCCCCAAAGAGGGAGGCUCCCACCAUGAUUCUUUUCAAUGUGGUGUUUGCACUGAGGGCCCACGCGGACCCGUCGGUGAUCAGCUGUCUGCACACCCUCUCCCGCCGCAUUGCCACCGUGCUGCAGCAUGAGGAGCGCCGCUGCCAGUACCUCACGCGGGAGGCCAAGCUGAUCCUGGCGCUGCAGGACGAGGUGUCCGCCACGGCUGACGCAAAUGACGGGCCUCAGUCCCCAUUCCACCACAUUCUGCCCAAGUGCAAGCUGGCCAGGGACCUCAAGGACGCUUAUGACAGCUUGUGCACGUCUGGGGUGGUGCGGCUCCACGUCAACAGCUGGCUGGAGGUGAGCUUCUGCCUGCCCCACAAGAUCCACUACGCGGCCAGCAGCCUCAUCCCGCCAGAGGCCAUCGAGCGCAGCCUGAAGGCCAUCCGAGAUCUGGGCAUGGGACAGCAGAUGUUCGAUGACAGGAAGCAGAGCACCGUCUUCCGCCCUCAGCCUGGCCCCGGCGCUGUCCGAGCCUGUCCUCCUGGGCUUCCUUCCAGCGUGUGUCUGGGUGGCGCUGUUCAUAGUCUGAGCCCGUACCACGCCCUGCUGCUGCUCAGCGAUGAGAAGUCCCUGCUGGGCGAGCUCCCGCUUGACUGCUCCCCGGCCCUGGUGCGCGUGAUCAAGACCACGUCCGCCGUGAAGAACCUGCAGCAGCUGGCCCAGGACGCAGACCUGGCCUUGCUGCAGGUUUUCCAGCUUGCGGCCCACCUGGUGUACUGGGGCAAGGCCAUCAUCAUCUACCCGCUGUGUGAGAACAACGUCUACAUGCUGUCUCCCAACGCCAGCGUGUGUCUGUACUCCCCGCUCGCCGAGCAGUUCUCACGCCAGUUUCCAUCUCACGACCUGCCGUCUGUCCUUGCCAAGUUCUCCUUGCCUGUCUCCUUGUCAGAAUUCAGGAACCCCCUGGCCCCCCCUGUGCAGGAGACGCAGCUCAUCCAGAUGGUGGUGUGGAUGCUGCAGCGCCGGCUCCUGGUGCAGCUGCACACCUACGUCUGCCUGAUGGCCUCACCCAGCGAGGACGAGCCCCGUGCCCGCGAGGAUGACGCGCCCCUGGCCACCAGGGUGGGCGGCCGCAGCCUCAGCACGCCCAAUGCCCUCAGCUUUGGCUCCCCAACCAGCAGCGACGACAUGACCCUCACCAGCCCCAGCAUGGACAACUCCAGCGCUGAGCUGCUCCCCAGCGGGGACUCGCCCCUGAACAGGAGGAUGACGGAGAGCCUGCUGGCCAGCCUGUCUGAGCACGAGCGGGCCGCCAUCCUCAGUGUGCCUGCGGCCCAGAACCCCGAGGACCUCCGCAUGUUUGCCAGGCUCCUGCACUACUUCCGCGGCCGCCACCACCUGGAGGAGAUCAUGUACAACGAGAACACGCGGCGCUCCCAGCUGCUGGCGCUCGUGGACAAGUUCCGCAGCGUUCUGGUGGUGACCACCCACGAGGACCCGGUCAUCGCUGUCUUCCAAGCCCUGCUCACGUGAGCUGGGCGGGGGCACUGCCUCUCACCCCCCGGCUCCCUCCCACUGCGGGGCCUCGCUCUCCUCAUCUUCAUCUUCAGGACAGCCUCAGGGGCCCUGGGCUGCGAAGGUGAGGCUUGAGGUAGGGCUGCAUGCCUCCCACACGAUUCUGCCUGUGUCCUUUGCCGCCUUUUCUGGCCCGGCACUGCCUGCCUGCAGGCAUCUCCCCAGCACACCCACCACCACCCUCCCGUGUUGGCCUCUGGAGGCUGUGGCCAAGCAGUCCCCUCCGUGGCCACCUGAGGCACCAGGACCUGGCUCAGGAUGUCCUGUGGGGAGUUGCUCUGCUUCCCCUGGGGUGUGUCUACCGUGGUGCUCCCCACCCCGGGGUGGCCUCAGGCCUGAGAGAAAGUGGGCACGGUGGCCCUGGGUCCUUCCGGAGCAGAGCUGGCUGCCAGGGGGGCUCUGGCCAAGGUGCACAGGACACUCUUCUAGAAACACUGCAUUUAUUUCGUUUGUAAACAAUUAAAAGUCCUUGUGGGAGCAGGCCCU